CGCAUGCGCGGCCCUGCCGCUGCGCACCGACGAGAUGGCGGCCGUCGCUUUGAGCUGGGCACUGCGGGCCGCUCAGCAGGUUCUCCCCUCAUUCUGCAUAAGGCAAGUGCGGGGCCACUAUGUGGACUGGAGGAUGCUGCGGGAUGUCAAGAGAAGGAAGCUGGCCUAUGAGUACGCAGACCAGCGGCUGCGGAUCAAUGCCAUCCGGAAGAACACCAUCCUUCCCAAGGAGCUCCAGGAAGUGGCUGAUAAGGAGAUUGCUGCCUUGCCCCGGGACAGCUGCCCUGUGAGGAUCCGGAAUCGGUGUGUCCUGACCUCCCGCCCGCGCGGGGUGAGGCGGCGUUGGAGGCUCAGCAGAAUCGUUUUCCGCCAUUUUGCCGACCAUGCUCAGAUGUCUGGGAUACAGAGGGCGAUGUGGUAGAUCCACAUUCAGGUAGAAUACACAAACCAGGCCCAGUUGGUGUGUUUGAGUAAUUAAAGCAAGAUUCCCAUCUGAGAGUCCUGCAUUGGUAUCAGACCAACAAGGGAAGGAUGAGAAUCCUUGGUGAUUCUGGCUUUCUGGAUUGUCAUUGACAAGCAGCAGCAUAAUUGCACUGAAGUGAUCUGUAUGAAAGGCAGUUUCAUUUUGAGGGGAAAAAAGUCAUAAUGUGAUGGUUGCAGAACAAAGCUGAGGUUUGUGAUCUGGGCAGCAUGAGAAAUAAAGACAUACAGCACAAGGCUUGUUAAAGCAGUUUUUUUGCCACCAUAUGGUAAGUUCACUGUGGUCAUUGGGGUAAAAGCAUAAAUGUACAACAGGGCAAAGUGGUCUCCUGCCAUGAACAAGGGUGAGCAUGAAGUGAGAAUAAAACAUGGCCUCAAAUUUAGACACUUUUGCUAUACAAACUUAAUACACUUAUAUUAACAAGCAAAGUGGAGAGAGGACCUAUGAGAAACUACAGCGUGCUAGUAUUUCUCUCCUGUAGUGCAGUGCUUAGUCCAAUGCUCUAAGAACAAGGUAACAAGUCCUAGCCCAGACUAUAACAAGAGAGUAAUGGCUUCCUUAAUUUGUAAGGUAACAUCAAACAACUCUGUCCUUGGGAGACACAAGAAGGAAGCAAGAAGGAAACAGUAACAGGCUUGCUGCUAAGCUCAUGUUUGCCCUCUAUUCUUCAAAGCAGGGCACACAAGGGGGAAUGGCUGCUCCAUCCCCUCCCUAGUAUUGGGGCUGAAGGCCUGCAAUAAACAGACCAAGUAUUGGAAGCCACACAGGCAG
Dryobates pubescens (Downy woodpecker) is the source of this 1252-nucleotide messenger RNA. It is a transcript of the gene MRPS14, whose product is annotated as mitochondrial ribosomal protein S14. Gene Ontology annotation, biological process: translation. Gene Ontology annotation, molecular function: structural constituent of ribosome. The transcript has 3 exons. NCBI's taxonomy places the organism in Eukaryota, Metazoa, Chordata, Aves, Piciformes, Picidae. The record is from RefSeq and is a predicted model, not a curated record. Gene Ontology annotation, cellular component: mitochondrial small ribosomal subunit; ribosome. The coding region runs from base 35 to 421 and encodes 128 amino acids.